AUGAAUUACCUCAAAUCAAUCACCACCACCGUCCUCAACUCGACCGGCGUCGCUUUUCCCUUUUCCAUCGGCGAGCGAAUACCGGGUAUAGAUCCAGCCAACACCAUAUGGGAUAUCAGAGAGGGCGUCAGGAGGGACGACGCGACUCCUCUUACGCUCUUCAUAUUUGACUCCACUCUCCCACCCCUUCAACCGGGCAACAAAGACAGACGGACACUCAUGCAGCUCGCCAGGAACGCAUUGAAGAAACUGAGGACUAUACGUCAUCCUGACGUAUUGAAGUACGUCGAUUCAGUCGAAACGGACACCCAUGUCUACAUAGCCACAGAACGAGUACGACCUUUGGAAGCGGUUUUCCGAGAUUGGGAGACCGGUGGCACUCUGACAAGUUCAUCCUCGUCAAAAGGGAAGGCAAGAGAAGAUUGGAUAGGAUGGGGUGUCAAGAGCAUAGCCGUGGCAACAGCAUUUCUUAAUUCUCCACCUUUAUCACUUCAUCAUUCUUACCUCAUCCCAUCAUCCGUUUUUAUCACUCCGUCGAUGGAGUGGAGGUUAGGGGGUUUUGAUCUGCUCACUACGAGAGACGAUCCCGCCGGAGUCUUGUGGGGUUUAGGAGGUGUAGCUCCUGGCGGUGCUGGAGAGAGAUGUGGACCAGAAGUGAGAAAAGGUGGAUGGGGUGUUUUAAGAGAUACGGAUCCAGCUCAAGCAGACACGUAUCUUCUAGCAUUACUACUAUUCUCUCUAUAUAACCCCUCCUCACCACUCCCUUCACUGACCUCGCAACCGUCCUCUUCUUCCUCUGGAGCUCUCCCAAAAGUUCUCUUCCCAUCAUGGAGAAGAAUGCUCAGUCCGAAUCCCCGUACUCGAUUAUUGACGACGUCCUUCGUCGCCGAAGCUUCUCUCACCGGAUUCUGGACCAACAACCCCUUGGCAUCUUUAGUGGAGGGAUUGGAUGGAUUCGAACUUUUGUCAGAAGGCGAUAAACUUGGUCUUUUACGUACUAUCAAAGAUGCCGUUUCCUCUGGUACUAUCCCCGCUCCUUUUUUGUUGUAUCGAGUUCUACCUUCUCUCCUCCAUUCCUUGUCCCUCCCUGCCGCACCGAGCGGGGCAAUGUUACCUUUGGUACUGGACCUUGGUAGGCUGGUUCCUCCUGCAGAUUACGGCAAACUUGUCCUCGAACCUGUGGUGAGACUAUACGCCAGUCCAGAUAGAGGAACACGAAUGGCAUUACUAGACGGUUUAGAACAAUAUGCGGAUAAAUUGGAUGCCAAGACCGUGCAAGAUAAAAUAUGGCCUCAUCUUAUUACCGGCUUUGCAGAUACCGUCCCUGUUAUCAGAGAAGCCACCGUUAAGGCUAUAUAUCCUCUUGCUUCAAAGCUAUCAGACAGAAUGAUGAACAACGAUCUUCUCAGACUACUUGCUCGGAUGCAAAGCGACACCGAACCGUCUAUCCGGACCAAUACCUGUAUCCUGCUCGGUCGUCUCGCCCCGAAUUUAGGACCAAACACAAAGAAGAAAGUUCUCGUACCCGCAUUCGCCAGAAGUUUGAAGGAUCCUUUCGUUCAUGCCAGAGUGGCUGGGUUAAUGGCUCUCAUGGCCACUGUUGAGCUGUUUGAUAAGGAUGAUCUGGCAGGAAAGGUGAUACCGAACAUGGCGUUUACUUUGGUGGAUAGAGAAAAGUUGGUACGAGAACAAGCAUUCAAAGCUAUGAACAUGUUUGUCAAGCGACUCGAGGGAAUCGUGGCGACGAUGGUAUGUUCACCUAUAUUUUUCUUCUUCCUACAACUCACCUCAAUCGGCGUUCAAUGCAUCUCUCACAAGUACCAAACAUAUUCAAGUCUCAUACAUUUCUAUCUCCAUGACUUCAUACUAACCCCCAGCCCGAUACUGUGGAAGAACGCUCCCCGAACCUAG
Molecule: messenger RNA, 1911 nt
Organism: Tremella mesenterica DSM 1558
Lineage: Eukaryota; Fungi; Basidiomycota; Tremellomycetes; Tremellales; Tremellaceae
Exons: 8
Coding region: 1-1911 (636 amino acids)
Biological process (GO): protein phosphorylation; tRNA export from nucleus
Cellular component (GO): cytoplasm
Molecular function (GO): protein kinase activity; ATP binding
Source: RefSeq, a predicted model, not a curated record